AUGCUGUUCAAACCACCCAUUGGGUUCUUCGAUACCGAUAAGCAUUACACCGCCACUCAUGGUGUCUUAAGACUACUUCUCACAGCCAACAAUGAUCCUGAUGAAGGUACUGGGGUGUAUUGUAUUGUUGAUCAAGCACACGGGCUCAUGGGUCCCAAAAUAGCGCAAACUUUGAUUAAUAAUGUCAUAGGAAAACAAAUUGAUUUGCUAGGCCGGUAUCCUUACAGCAGUGAUAUUGCACCAAGUAUUUUGUUUGCAACAAUAUUUGGAAUAAUCGCCUUGUUGCAUAUGUUUAUAUUUGUCAUGAAUACUUAUCGAGGCCACUACUUCUUUUUGAGUUUACUUUGGGCAUUCACGGGUUUGCUCAGAUGCGUAUCAUUUGUGUAUCGAGCCGUUUGGGCCAAAGACAUUAUCAAUGUGAGAAUGGGUAUUGCUGAUGAAAUUCUACUAGUUAUUCCAACUAUUUUCUUAAUUUCGGCUAAUUUGAUUCUAGCACAAAGAUUAUUCACGUGGCGACACCCAGUUGGUGGUAACAGAAAACUAUUCUGGUUCUUCAUGUUGUCGCUUUACUGCAUUGUUUCAAUUUUGUUGGUUGUGGCUAUUGUUGCAUCGGCUAUACCGUACAUGUACUUUCUUUCAACAUCGCGGUUCAACGUGUACAAAAAUUUGAACAAGUUUGUGUGUAUCAUGUUGAUUUCGUAUACUUUGACGGCUUCAUCAUUGAUUGGGUUGAGUUUCUGGUUGCCCACCAUGAAGGAUGAAAGGUUAUACACAUAUCAACCCUGGUGGAUUGAGAGUUUCGCGCCAUUUUACUUUGUCAGGAAAGGUGCUGCGCAAGAGGCAGAGAGCACAUUUAUGAAACGAAAUUCAAACCAUCGACAUGCCAUUAGAGUCAUUGCAGCUACCCACCACCACUACAAUAUGGUAGAGGGGUUGACCAAUCAAAGAGGUGACUUGAAGCACAAUGUGUCGCUAGUCAUCGUGAUUAUUUCAACAAUUGGGGCAUUUGUACCAGCUAUUUUGAGGGCUGUGGUUGUCUUCCAAACCAGACAACAAAAGACCUCCUCGCCUGCUGCAGCACCAACUUCCAUGUACUUUUGUUGGGGUGUGUUUGAACUCGCCAUGAAUUUGUCUUACCUAAUUGGAAGAGCAGACUUGAGGUUUUACAGGCCUGAUGUGUUACCAGCUCAAGUGCGAGCCAUUAUUACGGCAGAACAAUCGCAAAUGGUUACACCUACGCAAAGUGACGAUGAGCAUGAAGAAGAAGAGGGAGAGGAGGAAGGAGAUGCCGACGACAAGUACUAUGGUCAUUAUCCAUACAGCGAUGAUGACGAUGAUGAUGGAUUUGAAUUCGGUGAUGGUCCCAAGUCUCUGCAAUCAAGCGACGAUUUCUUCUUCGGCACCACUCCUCAUCAUGAACGAGAUGUACAAUUCAAGGAAAAGGCCAAUAGUAUGGACUCUCGAGUGUUUACACCAAACCAAAGAACGUACACGAAUACUCCCGCCAAUGAACUUGAGAAGAGACUAGAUGAUUCCGAUGAUGAAUUCAAAUUUUAG
Molecule: messenger RNA, 1557 nt
Organism: Lodderomyces margitis
Lineage: Eukaryota; Fungi; Ascomycota; Pichiomycetes; Serinales; Debaryomycetaceae
Exons: 1
Coding region: 1-1557 (518 amino acids)
Source: RefSeq, a predicted model, not a curated record